This is a messenger RNA of Bacidia gigantensis, 2670 nucleotides long. RefSeq lists its product as uncharacterized. NCBI's taxonomy places the organism in Eukaryota, Fungi, Ascomycota, Lecanoromycetes, Lecanorales, Ramalinaceae. The coding region runs from base 1 to 2670 and encodes 889 amino acids. The record is from RefSeq and is a predicted model, not a curated record. The transcript is spliced from 2 exons.
AUGUCGUUCGGCGUCUCCAUCAGCGAUGUUGGCAUGCUCGUGAAGCUUGCUUGGCGUACAGUCCAAAGCACACGACACGCUGACAGCGAGCACGAUGAGCUUAGCUGUGCGGCUCUCAGCCUUCACAGUACCUUACGACGUCUCGAGGGGGAAGUCAAGAACCCAAAGAGCUUGCUGAACAAGCCUGAGGAUCCGUACCGGAAAGAGGUGGAGGCAAUUGGGUCAGGGUGCCGAAAGACCUUGACAGCUCUCGAUAAGAUAUUGGAGAAGUACAGUAGCCUCAAUGGUGGCGCAAGAGGCAUACCAAACGUCUGGCAGAGGUUUCGCUUUGGUAAUGAAGAGAUGACGAUCAAGGACAUACGAGGGAAGAUGAUUUUCUACACCAGUGCUCUGUCGCUGUACCUCAACAUGGUCUCUGUGGGCUCUUCCGGAAGGGUUGAGAGGCAGAUGGAGGCUGCUGGAGGUGAUUUGAAAGAAUUGAAGAGCGCAGUCAAUACAAUCACGGCACAUCUCAUGAGCAAUGCGAAAGAGGAAGGGUCACAGAUGACAGCGUAUACAGACGACGAUAAGGGGGUAUGGAGAGAAUUCCGGAGAGAGCUUGUCAAGAAAGGCUUUCGGAGCUCGCUCUUACAUAAACACAGAGGGACAAUUCAGUCGUAUGUCAAUGAGCUCGGCGAUCGUGGGAUCAUGGACGAGACAGAAGAGACGGACAUUCAGGCCGCAGUCCUUCCAAGCGUCCUCGAAAUGCGUGGGACUGUACCGCCCUCUAGUUCUAUGGAACGAUACAAGGCUCCAUCUAAACCCACCCCGAGGGUAGGGAAUAACGUACAACAAGAAGGACCUGAUCAAGGCGAAGAACAAGAAGCCUCUUCGGCAGAAGACUCAGAGCUCACAGGAGACUCUGGGAGUGAGGUCUCAAAAGUCACUGACCCUGUUGAGAAAUUAGAGAAAGAAAGCACGACCAGUAGUCUCCCCAGUCGCUCGAAGGAGGCCAGUGGAAACGUGCCCAGAUCUCAGUCAAAAGAAAGCGAGAGGGGUGACACGGUUGAGAAAACUUCGGUUGAUUCAUCAUCAAAUUCAACAAAAAGCUUGGAUGAUGCUGAAGCCGCGCCAGAUGGAAGAAGUCCUUCCCCCGGAAUCUCAAUUACCGAAUCUUUAGGCACGCAUAGAAGCUCCGUCAGCUGGAUAAAGCUUUGUAGGGCGAAGGCUGAUAUUGCUGAAAGUAAUAGACGGCAAUGGAGGCAACGAGUUGAUCAAGAACUCUUCUUGCAACGGGAAGAGUCCCAGGGGGUAUGCUGUGUCUACGACGGGUGGGAUGUGUCUACUCUUUUUGCCGACUUUGAGGUACGAGUCACUACACUCCAAGCUGCUACGACGAUGCUCAAAGGCCAACUGUACGAAGGCAUUGUUGACCGAAUUAAAGAAUACCUUGUAGAUGCUAAGCAAAUUUUGUAUGAGAUAGUAGCAGCUGGUCUAUACGAUUGCCCUGAUGGGAGGCGUACUGAUUGGGUCUACGCUCAUUUGCUAGCAGAUUCGGGCGAGAAGAUGGUCGCCGGUGCCUGGUUUCUGAAUUCAGGGUUGCCCUUUGGAGAUCACGACUGGCGACAGCAUAUUCUCCAGAUAGUGCGCGAUUGGCUUACAGACGUCUUUUUCAAAUUCUUCUUGGACCGAGACAGUGUCAUCGUCAAUUCAGCGAUUCCAGAAUCUCAACGAGCUAAGCUCUCAGGCGAGACAUUCAAGAAACAAAAGGUCAUUUGUAGCAUCCCCACUAUAGACCGAAUACGCCGUGCAUCGUACAUGAGAUUUGCAGACAUCCGAAUGAUCGACCAGAAGAUUACCAUAACGCGGGACCUCUUGGAUAAGGCAUACUUGAAGGCACUUCCUGAAGAAGCCAGAACUGUGGACCCAACAACAUUUCGAUCACGUAGAGAGCUCCUCGGCUAUGCAUACCUGAACGCACAACUCGAUGAUUUUGAUAUCAUAAUGUUGACCACGCGUUUACGAUCUCUGUGUGAAACGGUAUUCACAUGUAUUGAAGACUGGCCUGCAUUCCAAAAUGAGCGGCUACUGGGGGCUUUAAAGGAGAAAUUCGGAGCCUAUGCACGGGAACAAUGCGAAUUUCUCCAUAAGUUAGUAUCUCAAACAGCUUUACCUGUAUCGAAUUUCAAAUCGGAGAUGAAAGGUAAUGCAUAUGAGGGUUCCGAUAGAAUAAAGACCGGGUCUGAGGAGAAGACAAAGCAUUUAGGGAAGAUAGACUCCUUCGUUGACGGGCUAGUGACUCCAAGGAUGCCGCUUCCCAGGCGUACUCAUACAUUCAAGCAAGAGCCUACAAAACGGUUGAACGGGUUAUCCACUUUAUCGAAGACUAGCUCUGAAGGGAAGGACAAGAAAUCAGAAAAAGAAGGCUCGCUGACCAAUGAAGCUGCCGGAAGCUCUCCACGUGAUGAUUUUAUGACUUUGAAAGUGACAGAUGACUGGGGUAAGCUUUUAGGUACGGGGGGUACUCAGUCGAAAAGCCAUUCCAAGGAGUCGAAGAAGGGUUUUCAGCAAGAUCCAUCGGCCACUAAAGCCGUACCAGGCGCUUUUUCAGGGUGGGCUUCUUCGAAAAACAAAGGCAAGAUCACAGGUAUAGAUUACACGCGUCGUGUAAGUUUUAAGAAAAGACCGUAA